Messenger RNA from Myxocyprinus asiaticus (Chinese sucker), 4182 nucleotides. It is a transcript of the gene acss2l, whose product is annotated as acyl-CoA synthetase short chain family member 2 like. Bases 61 to 2115 code for a protein of 684 amino acids. Gene Ontology annotation, molecular function: AMP binding; acetyl-CoA synthetase activity. Lineage: Eukaryota; Metazoa; Chordata; Actinopteri; Cypriniformes; Catostomidae. The record is from RefSeq and is a predicted model, not a curated record. The transcript has 17 exons.
GCACAGACACUUCAUCUACAGAGUGACACCGUUCCUAACACACUUCAUAAGGAUUACUUUAUGUCUCCUGUAUCAGAAUCCACCAACAUGGUUGUUCCAGGAACUCAAGAGCCCGAGGAGAAGAUAUACUAUCCACCGGAUGGCCUGUUUUCAGAUGCACAUGUGCCAGAUUUUAAUGCAUAUCUUUCCCUAUACAAAAAGUCUAUUGAAGAACCUGAAGAGUUCUGGGGGGAUGUUGCUCAAGAGUUUUACUGGAAGAAGACCCCGUCAGGCCAGAUGAUGCAGUAUAACUUUGAUGUAACCAAGGGAGAAGUUUACAUUAAGUUCAUGGAGGGUGCAAAAACCAACAUUUGCUACAAUGUUCUCGACCGAAAUGUGCAUGAAAGGAACCUGGGCGAGAAAGUGGCGUACUACUGGGAGGGAAACUCACCUGAUCAUCACCUGACGAUCACCUACAGCCAACUGUUGAGACAGGUGUGCCGAUGUGCUAAUGCUUUAAAGCUGCUGGGUGUGAAUAAGGGGGAUAGAGUCGCUAUCUACCUUCCCAUGAUUCCAGAGCUGGUGUACACAAUGCUGGCCUGCGCUAGAAUUGGUGCUGUCCACUCGAUUGUGUUUGCAGGCUUCUCCUCUGAGUCUCUCUGUGAGAGAAUCAUGGAUGCUCAGUGCAAAAUCCUGGUAACGGCAGACGGUGUGAACAGAGGGGACAAGCUGAUCAAUUUGAAGAAGAUUGCGGAUGAGGCUUUAGAGCGUUGUAAGGGGAGCACGACCUUCUCUGUUCAGAAAUGUGUGGUGGUGAAACAUCAUGGCUUAAUAACAAACAGUGAUUCUUCCAACAAACUACAGACACCAUGGGAUGCAGAGUGUGAUAUAUGGUGGCAUGAUCUUAUAGACGGUGCGUCAGAUGAGUGUGAACCGGAGUGGGUGGAUGCUGAAGAUCCUCUGUUCAUUCUGUACACCAGUGGAUCUACCGGCAAACCCAAGGGGGUUGUCCACAGCGUCGCUGGUUAUAUGCUCUAUACAUCACUGACCUUUAAGUAUGUUUUUGAUUAUCACCAUGAUGACAUUUACUGGUGCACUGCAGACAUUGGCUGGAUCACAGGCCACUCCUACAUCACAUACGGCCCAUUAGCCAAUGGAGCGACGAGCGUGCUGUUUGAAGGUGUGCCGGUGUAUCCACAUGUGGGCAGAUUGUGGGAGAUUAUUGAGAAAUAUGGAGUGUCUAAGUUCUACACGGCGCCCACUGCUAUUAGACUGCUGAUGAAAUACGGCAAAGAGCCACUACAGCGGUAUGAUUUGUCCAGUCUACGUGUGUUGGGUACAGUUGGGGAACCCAUAAACCCAGAGGCUUGGCUUUGGUAUCAUGAGGUUGUGGGGCAGCAGCGCUGUCCGGUUAUCGACACAUUUUGGCAAACAGAGACGGGCGGCCAUGUUUUGACCCCACUUCCUGCUGCUACACCACUGAAGCCGGGAUCUGCUACAUUCCCGUUUUUCGGAGUUCAGCCCGCCAUUCUUAAUGAACAUGGAGAAGAAUUAGAGGGGGAGGCGGAGGGAUACCUGGUUUUCCGGAAGCCCUGGUCUGGAAUGAUGAGGGGUGUAUACCAGGAUCAAGAACGUUUCGAAAACACCUACUUCAGAAAAUUCCCAGGAUUCUAUGUGACAGGAGACGGCUGCCGGCGUGACAAGGACGGAUAUUACUGGAUCACGGGCAGAAUCGAUGACAUGCUCAAUGUCUCUGGUCAUUUGUUGAGCACGGCAGAGGUGGAGGCGGCUCUGUCUGAGCAUCCAUCCGUUGCUGAGGCCGCGGUUGUCAGUCACCCACAUUCAGUGAAGGGAGAGUGUAUGUAUUGCUUUGUCACGCUCAAAGACCACCAAGAGUUCAACCAUGCGCUCAUGGAGGAAUUAAAGAGGAAAGUGAGGGAGAAGAUCGGACCAAUAGCCACACCAGAUUUCAUCCAGAAUGCCCCUGGUCUCCCCAAAACACGCUCAGGUAAGAUCAUGCGACGAGUUCUUCGACAGAUCGCCCGCAACGAAAAGGACCUGGGUGACCUCUCAACCCUGGCUGACCCCCAAGUCGUGGAAGUUCUGUUUAGCCAAAGAUGUGAGGCAGCUGCAUGAUAACGGACUAAUUUCCUUGCUCUGAUGGUUUUGAUGCCUCAGUGACCCUGUGUGUGCUCGCCCAGGGUUAAAGACUUUGGGUUUGGGCUUGGAAUGGGCUCUUAGAUCAGAUCUUAUGGGGUGUAACUUUCAAACCUCUGCCCUAAAUACAGAACAAAAACGGCUGAUUACAAAUCACAAAUUAUAUGUCAGCUCUUCAUGAAACCCUGGGUUACAUAUGUCAUCAGGACAAACUUACUGCAGUUACCAAUUCAUUUUGUGAGUUGAUACUUUAUGGAAUGUUUAAGUCUUCUUUAUUUGUUUGUUGCGAGUUAAAUCUCUGCUCAUAUGAAGGAGUGUUUGGUUUAUUUUUUAGGAACUGGUUAUAUAUCACAAACUUUGAAACAUCAUGAUGUUGUUCACACUGUAGAGAAAAUGUAUCUACUUUAUCACUAUUCUGAGCACAUUUUCUGAGUUUAACAGUAAUCACUGGACUGAUUGUUGUGUUUGUGUAGUAGUGUCUAUGAAAUAAACAUUUCUGAUAAGGUCUUGCAGUCAUUUGCAUGGCUUAUCAGUUAAAAACAGUCCAAUUAUGGUGAAAUAUUAGUGUUUUUUUUUUUUGUUUUUUUUUGCCAAAACAAAUGUUGAUGUUACUAUUGCUCAUACUUAGGGACCUAAAUUACUUAAUAAUUUUACUUAACCUGAAUUAUUUACUUUAUAUAAUUGUACAUAUGUGAUUAUAUAAAUAUAUGAUUAUUUAUUAAGCAGUACCCCCUGAGAUAUUAAGUACUGUUAAAUGAAUAUUUCAAUACAAGUAAAGCUCAAAAGAAUAUUUUAACUAGUCCUUCAUUUAUUAAAAAAAAUAAAAUAAAUAAAAAAAUAAUCACAGUUACAAAAAGGAACUUACAAUGGAAGUGAAUGGGGCUAGUCCAUAAACAUUAACCCUCCUAUGGUAUUGAAAAAUGGCACCUCCCUUUAGUAUUCGCUGUCAUAUUUGACCGGAAGGUUUAGAUGUGUAAACCUUUUUUUUAUGAUGAUAAUGAUGCCAUUUCUUUUUUCCCUGAAGUAAGAUCAAUAAACUGAUGCAUUGCUUUGGGGAUUUUAUGCUAUUUUGAUCUUAUUUACAUGAACAUUUCUACAUUUUACCAUUAAGUAAAAAAAAACAAACAAACAAAAAAAAAACAUUAAUUUGAAUAUAUACAAAUAAGCAAAUUCUUCACAUUUUUUGAAACAGAAAAUAUGAGAAUGUGACAUACAUUGGAGGCAGAUUGCUGCCAUCUGGUGAACAAAUAUAAAUAACAUGACUUGAAAACCAUGUCAUGACAGUAAUAGCUAGUAGAUGACUGCAGUUUAGCAUUUUAGAACUGAAGUGUCAGUUUUUGCAGUUAAUGUCAUUAUGCUUGCAAUCAAGACAGAGAAUAAGCAUUUUUCUACCAAUAAUUUAUUUCAAACAUAAUGCAUUAACUCAAAGAAAAUGCAUAAUAAUGUCCAGAAAAUGAACAUCAGGAAACAGAAAUUAACUGCAAAAUUCUGAAAAUUCAGUGAGUAUAAAACAGAAGAAUCAGAGUAAACAAUUUGCAAUUUCAAACUUUCUAUAGUAAAGAUUUAUUUUACAAAUGAAUGUGUGUGUGUGUGUGUGUGUGUGUGUGUGUGUGUGUGUGUGUGUGUGUGUGUGUGUGUGUGUGUGUGUGUGUCAGAUUGCUGUCAUCAGCUGGAGAACAACAGAUGACUUGUAAUGCCAACAAUGACCAAAAGAUGGUUGUAGAGCUCCACUUAUUGAUGCCCUGGUUCUGUGCGUGUGUUCUGCAUUGUGAAUGUGUUAUUGUCUCACCCCUUCAUUUCUGUGUGUGUGUGUGUGUGUGUGUGUGUUUAGCAUUCUGAAUGAUUUAUUGGUUUUUCUGAUAAAUGUCAAAAAAUAAGCUCUGUGUUAUAGUCUCACCAGUUCAUUUUUGUGUUUGUGUAAGUGGGUGUGUAUGUUUUGCAGGAGGAUGUUUUAGAGACUCACCCUGAAAUUUCUGUUUGUUUUUUCUGCAUUGUGGCUGAUUUAUUGAUUGUAUUUGACAAAUAAUAAUAAAAAACUGUUCUGUU